GCAGCUGGUCCGUUUGUGGAUGAGGAGGGACUAACCAGCCCAAACUUUACCAUGUCGAAGCUAAACUGGCUUUCUGCCCCAGCCCUCGGCUCUGGGUCGCACGGAGAGUAGCGCACGGAUGUCUUCACUGGAGCGGGACAUGUGGAGCCCAGACACUCUGCCAAAUCAGGCUCUCAGUGUCACCUAGGUCCCUCUAGUCCUCCUUCUGGACCCUUCUGACUAUGAACACCAGUAGAAACUGCAGCUCUGUGGCCCAGGCUGAGGGCCUGGCAGUGCUGGAGACCCUCUCCAUUGUGGCCAUCACUCUUCUGGCCUGCCUGGGGAACCUCCUGAUUGUGGUUACUCUUUAUCGGAGGCCUUAUCUGCUCACACCCAGCAACAAAUUUGUGUUCAGCCUGACCCUGUCCAACCUGCUGUUGUCCGCACUGGUGCUGCCCUUUGUGGCCGUGAGCUCAGCCAGAAGAGACUGGAUGUUUGGAGUGGUUUGGUGUAACUUCACUGCUUUACUCUACAUGCUCAUCAGCUCCGCCAGUGUCAUGACACUUGGAGCUAUUGCUAUUGACAGGUACUACGCAGUGCUCUACCCCAUGAUUUAUCCCAUGAAGAUCACAGGAAACCGGGCCGUGGUGGUCAUUGCAUACGUCUGGCUGCAUUCUCUGGUGGGCUGCCUGCCUCCUCUGUUCGGCUGGUCUUCUUUUGAAUUCGACUGUUACAAAUGGACAUGUGUUGCUUCGUGGCACAAGGACUGGAGCUACACUUCAUUUUGGGUUGCCUGGUGCAUCCUUCCUCCCUUUGUUGUGAUGCUGGCUUGUUAUGGGGUCAUUUUCCGUGUGGCUCGUAUGAAAGCGAGAAAAGUGCAUUGUGGGACAGUUAUUGUGGCGCAGGAUGACUCUGGUGCAGCUCAGAGGAACGGCCGCAAAAACUCAAGCACCUCCACCUCCUCCAACGGGAGCAGGCGCAGUCUUAUCUACGCCGGCAGCCAGUGCAAGGCCUUUGUCACCAUCUUAGUGGUGAUAGGCACCUUCCUCGUGACCUGGGGCCCUUAUGUGGUGGUGGUCUGCAUGGAGGCAUUGUGCGGACAGGGCAGUGCGUCCCAUAUGCUGGAGACGUUGGUGGCGUGGUUGUCUUUCUGCAGCGCUGUGUGCCAUCCGCUCAUCUACGGCCUCUGGAAUAAAACGGUCCGAAAGGAGCUACUCGGUAUGUGCUUUGGAGACCGCUACUACAGAGAGUCUUUUGCCACGCGACAAAGGACCUCACGCCUCUUUAGCAUUUCCAACAGAAUCACAGACCUGGGUAUGUCCCCACACCUCACAGCCCUGUUGGCCGGGGGAGGGCAUCUGUUGGCGCCUGGGAGCAGCACAGGAGACACUGGCUUCAGUUUUACUCAGGACUCAUGUACAGAUGUGAUGCUGCUGGAUCAUUUCACCACAGAUGACUCCUCCCACCUGCUGUCCCAGGGGAGCGUGCCUGGGAAGAGGCGGAGCUCCGUCACCUUUGAAGACCAGGUGGAGCAUUCCAAAGUUGAAAAUUCAUCUUCCGUCCAAGUUCACGCAGAGGUCCACAAAUCCCUGGACACGUUCGCCUCCAGUUUGGCAAAGGCGAUUGAGAACGAUGCUAAAGUGACUCUCUUUGGAGAAGGGUUAGUUUUACCUGCAGGACUGUUCACCACCAGGGCAACGCCACGGCCAAGGUACCUGGACGGACAGAGGCUCAGACUGGAGAGCAUCGACGAAGGAAUAGUCAAAGACGACAAAGAUGAAGAAGUACCCGAUAUGGAGGAAAAAUUCUCCUGAAAAUUUUGGAUUUGACUUUGACUUUGGUCUACAAAUAGGAAAUUAUAACUUGUGUUUAUUGAACGCCUUUGGGGAAACAAAAAAUGGCUCCAGUUUUAUAUUAUACUUGAAAUUUUUAUCCAUAGAGUAUUUUCAGAAAGCUUUUUUUAUUACGGUGGACCAAGUGUCAAUCAAGCAACAUUACAUUUUGUAUAUAGGUCACAAGUAAACAGCCCAAACUACUGUAUACUUGAUUCAUAACUGUUGUAUCGUUUACGAACAUUGUAAUGCACUUGGGUUUUCUUUAGUUCCUAUCCAUUUUAGCAGCAGUUUGUUUUCCUUGGCUAUUUUAAAUUAUCAAAAACAUUCAGGAAAAUGUUUUUAGAUCAUUUUGUUUAGCAAACAAAAGCUUUAAAGUACGAGUCCAUCUUCUUAUUGUUGUAGUCGCUUGUUGUGAUAAGGCUAUUUAUUUCUUAUGAAGAACCUGGGGGGGGUUAGAUUAUGGUACUUUUCCAAAUGGAUGUUAAGGACCAGAGAUGUGUCAAAUGCUGGACAUACAUUCCAAGUAUAUAUCUGCCCAUUGACUCAUAAUUUUCAUAAUGCACUUUUUCAAGAUACCACUUUUCUCUUUGUCAAGAGGACUUUAUUGUGUUGUGGCAUUUGUGUACCUUCCAAGUGGAAAUGGUAGUUUUCGUGAAGGUUAGAAGAUGCUUUAAGAAAAAGGAGUUUUUAUUGGUUUUUGUGCACUGUUUUAAUCAAUGUACCAAUUUAUCAUAAAGAAAGCAUUUUGUUGUUUAGCUGUUGGUUUAACUCUUACCUCAUAUUGUCUUAUUGUGAUACAUUUUGUAUUUAAAAGUUGUAUUCUUAAGUCUUAAUGUAACUUAUAUUUGUUACGAACUCAAUUAUGCAUUAAAUCUUUUGUAUGAAGAUGGUCACUGGUCACAUUUUAUAUAGUGCUUUUCCACCUUCAAGGCACUCAAAAUGCUUUUCAAGGAACGACUCACCCAUUCAUGCACACAUUCAUACACCAGCGUAC
This is a messenger RNA of Periophthalmus magnuspinnatus, 2808 nucleotides long. RefSeq names its product G protein-coupled receptor 161a (gene gpr161b). The coding region runs from base 222 to 1793 and encodes 523 amino acids. The record is from RefSeq and is a predicted model, not a curated record. Gene Ontology annotation, biological process: G protein-coupled receptor signaling pathway. The transcript has 6 exons. Lineage: Eukaryota; Metazoa; Chordata; Actinopteri; Gobiiformes; Gobiidae. Gene Ontology annotation, cellular component: recycling endosome; membrane. Gene Ontology annotation, molecular function: G protein-coupled receptor activity.